AUGUUUGACGGCUUGACGACCGUUUCGCCUUCGUUGAGGCCGACUUCGAGGGGAGGCUCAGAGACGCCGUUGCCACAGCUUCCACCCGCACUCAACUCGCCCGAGGACUGCCAGAAGCGCGCACAACUCCCGCCGUUGCCGCAGGUCGAGUGCAUUGCACGCGCACGCAUCCCCACCACCAAUGACACAGAGAUUUACUUGCACUUGUACGCUAACGACAUAGAUCAGAAGGAACACCUUGCAAUCGUGUUUGGCGAGAAUAUCCGCUCAAAGACGUUAUUCCGUCAGCGCGGGGCGAACGAGCCCAGCCAGGACCGGAUGACCCGUGGUGCGUACGUGGGCAAGCUCUACCCAGGGCGGACCGACGCGAACGAGGACACAAAGAUGGGAUUGAAGUUGGUGUUUGACGAAACCACAGGUGAGCUUCUCGGGGAGCCAGCGUGCGACCCCACGUUGGCACGGAUCCACUCAGAGUGUUACACCGGCGAAACCGCGUGGUCUGCCAGAUGCGACUGCGGUGAGCAGUUUGACGAAGCCGGACGUCUCAUGGGCCGUGAGGGCAGGGGCGUGAUUGUCUAUUUGAGACAGGAGGGGCGCGGCAUUGGGCUAGGCGAGAAGUUGAAGGCGUACAACUUGCAGGACUUGGGUGCCGAUACCGUCCAGGCGAAUUUACUCUUGCGGCAUCCGGCUGACGGCCGCUCAUUUGGGUUGGCGACCAGUAUUUUGCUUGAUUUGGGCUUGGAGGAGAUCAAGUUGAUGACAAACAACCCAGACAAGAUUAUCGCCGUGGAGGGAAACGAGAGACAGGUGCGGGUGAUUGAGCGAGUUCCGAUGGUCCCAUUGGCCUGGAGAGGGUUGGGCGGGGGGAUUAAGUCGAAGGAGGUGGAUGGGUAUUUGCGGACGAAGAUUGAGAAGAUGGGACAUAUGUUGGAUCAGAAGUAG
Messenger RNA from Babjeviella inositovora NRRL Y-12698, 942 nucleotides. It is a transcript of the gene RIB1, whose product is annotated as GTP cyclohydrolase II. Lineage: Eukaryota; Fungi; Ascomycota; Pichiomycetes; Serinales. Gene Ontology annotation, molecular function: GTP cyclohydrolase II activity. The transcript has 2 exons. Gene Ontology annotation, biological process: riboflavin biosynthetic process. The record is from RefSeq and is a predicted model, not a curated record. The coding region runs from base 1 to 942 and encodes 313 amino acids.